Messenger RNA from Calidris pugnax (ruff), 1047 nucleotides. It is a transcript of the gene CENPV, whose product is annotated as centromere protein V. The record is from RefSeq and is a predicted model, not a curated record. Gene Ontology annotation, molecular function: carbon-sulfur lyase activity. The coding region runs from base 139 to 768 and encodes 209 amino acids. The transcript has 5 exons. Lineage: Eukaryota; Metazoa; Chordata; Aves; Charadriiformes; Scolopacidae.
ACAGCCGCAGACGGGGCCCGGGCCCGGUCCCUCCCGGGGGGGAUCCCCCCCCCUGCUCCCGCGCCGCCGCGGCGCUGCGGCUCCCCCUGGCGGUGGCGGCGCGGAACAGCCAGGCUGGGCGGUGCGUGGGGGCCAGCCAUGGCGGGCAGCGCCCGGCGGUCCCGGCGGGGCAACGCGGCCGCCGGUUCCCCCGCGGCUCGGAGCCGCCGGGGGAGAGCGAAAGCGGCGGGCGGACCCCCGGCACAACCCCCCGGACACGGAGCCUUCGAUUUAGGAGGGCAGAGAGAGCGCUGGGCCGCCUUCCAGAAGCGGCACCGGCUGAGCUGCGAGGAGGCGGCGCGGCUGCUGCUGGACGCCUAUGAAUGCAGAAGUUUGGUCAAACACACGGGAGGCUGUCACUGCGGAGCCGUCCGCUUUGAGGUCUGGGCCUCGGCAGAUCUCCACGUUUUUAACUGCAACUGCAGCAUUUGCACAAAGAAACAGAACAGACACUUCAUUGUCCCAGCGUCACGUUUCAAGCUGCUGAAGGGUGCUGAUAACUUGACAACGUAUACCUUCAACACACAUCGUGCCCAGCACACAUUCUGCAAGACCUGUGGUGUGCAGAGCUUUUAUACUCCUCGUUCUAAUCCAGAUGGUUAUGGAAUAGCUCCCCACUGUCUGGAUGAUGGCACUGUGCAGACCAUUGUCACCGAGGAUAUCAAUGGCAAGGAAUGGGAGAAGGCAGUGAAGGAACAUAAGACCAUCAGAGACAUGUCAAAACCCUGACAUACCCUUCCAGCAGCUGAACUUGGAGCACUGCCAUGGAACUGUAGUCUGGGCUUUCCUGGGUGAGGGUUGGCAAAAUCAAUCUCUAUAUUGUUGUUAUCUGUUCUCUGUUUCUUAAAUCUUUCUAUGCUGCCUGUGCCAUUCAUUUGUGAUUUUCAAUUUUCAAGCUACCUCUGUCCUAUAAACCACCCCAGACUGCUGUUUUGAUACUUUGCCCUUAGCUGUGUUAAAGUUUAAAUCACAAUAAACAGAGCAAAGUACAAAAAAAAAAAAAAAAUC